UGCAGUGACGCGCAGCGAUUGGGUGAGCGCGGAGCUAAACUGUGUUGCACAGUAAAAAAAAAAAAAAUACUCGACACCGAUAACAACAACUACAGCUGCCGCCACACGAGGCUAACUAAAGACACUCCCGCACUUUCCGAGCUGCCGCUGCAAACAUUUCGGAUGUCACAAUGGCAGCAAGGUUCUGUAUUUCAGACAGCGAUUCAGAGCCAGCUGAUGAGGUUGAAGAAGGAGAAAUGAAACAAUCGUUUACUGAACCUGAGCAGCAUUUUUCUCAGCGGCACAACCUCACGCUUCCUGAACUCAGAACAUCAGCAACUGGUCGAAUCAGGCUGAACUCAGAGUCCCAUGCUUCCACUGUUUCAAGAGAUGAGGAGCUCCUGGCCAAGGGGGACGAUGGAGCCGGUACACCCACUGAGGGCGCUCCAUUCCGGGGACGUUCAAAGUCGGCUCCUCCUGCACUGUGGGCGGCAAGGAAAUAUGGCCAGCGGCUGCGAAGGAUGAGCGAUGAGUUUGACAGUCUGCUAGACAAAGGGACGAUGAGGAAGGUGAAUAGCACUGGGUCGGCCAAACAGAUGCACCACUCUAAAAGCUGGUGGAGCUACCUCUUCAGUCACCAGGAGCUAGAAGGAGAAAACAACCAUCAUGAGAACCACACUCACCGUACUGAGUAGGCACUGGGAAUGGGAAUCAGUGGGAAGGAGGCGAGAGCAAUGGAGGAAGCCACAAGAACAAUUGUGACGAGAACAAUGAGACCUGCGCUGAGUAUGAACGUGGGAAAGGUUGGUUUGAUCAAGAUCGAAAACAUAAUGGCAUGACCACUCGAGACGAGCAGUAGAGCUGAGGUCUAAGCUCACAGUCAUGUCAUUUUUAGACACCAGUGGUAACUAAAUUUCUAUACAUUUUGUGGUUUUGUUGGUUGUGAUGUAAAGAACACUGUGAAAUGGUAAAAUGUGAGACAAGACUGUCGGCUAUUUGAACGCCAUACAAAUGAUGACAGAAUCACAGUAAAGGAAUAUAAGCAAGGGAUUUGAAAGGUGACCACUCAGUAAACAGAUGCUUAAAAUGUUCACUUGUCUCUCACGUCAACUUUAUGCAAUAUACUGUAGAUGGAGAGAUACGUGAUCUGAAAGUGAACAUGUGACUAUGUGAGGCCGCCUUGAGUGCUGUUAGAACUUCCUUCUUUCUUCAUUUGUGUAAGGUGAUGUGUUUGCUAAUGCAGGUUUCAAUCCAAAUAUUGGUGCUUUGAAUUGUAAAAGUCAAGAUCACUGUAUUGUGUGCCAAAAUAAUCUUCAGGCAACCGAAGAGAGAGAGAUUAUAAAAGGAAGGAUUUUCAACAGGAUUCAACUUGGGGCCCUUUAUUCAGCUUCCUGUUAUGCUCCCUGCAAAACAGAACCAUUUCCACCACUGUACUUGACUAUCAUUAACUGCUUUAUAUCUCAAAUUUGUCAAAAGAACAAUCUUGAACACAGACAAUCUCUGACAAUGCAGAAAUAAUAUCUUUUGUACAACUUCAGGGUUAGAUUAUAUCUGAAGAAAAUCACAUUAAACAUACAUAUUUUAAAAAAAAGCACAAAACAAUAUGAAUCUAUCUUUUUAAAGCCUUGGAUGAGCAAAAAAGAACUUUGUAAUUUUUAUGUGUACAUAUUUUGUUAAUAUAUUAUCAAAUGGCAUUGGAAAAAAGGUUAUAUACACAAUGUGGGUUAGAAAAUUAGUAAUUUUACAAGGUUGCCAUGCUAUUUAAGUCUGGUCAACCUAGCAAUAGGCAGUGUACAAUCUAUGGCUGUUGUGAUUCAUGUUAUGUGCAUAUUUAAAGCUGUUGUUGGGGAUGGAUUAACUGCUGUACAAUGAUAAACCACACUAGCCUUUGGGCCCAUUUACUCAGCACCAAGUGCAUAAACAGGAUAUAUGAGUUCAGUCCCAUUUUAACACAGGUGUAAACUACUUUGAUUUGUUUGUUCAGGAGAAUUCUUGUCAAGAGUAGAAACGCAAUUGUUGAAAUGUGUUUUUCACUUUGGAGGUGAGAAAUAAAACAUCCAGGCUUUUGAAGAUUGCAGGGCACAAUAAUACCUAUAUGAAAGUUAUUUUUCACAUUAAUUAUAAUAAUAAAUUCAGAUCUGCACUCCUCCGUAGCUUGGUGAAUAAUAAGGCUAUUUGUGAUUUGUCUAUGGAAAAUGUGAUUCUGGAAAUGGUAAUAGGUUUGUCCUCCUUGUGUCUUAUUCUCUGGACGUGUAGGGUUGAGUUGUUAAGUGUUUGGGGGUGCAGGUUAAGUUAAGGGCUGUGUUUGUAUUGUCUUGAUACUCAAAAAAAGAAAAAAAAAAUAUGUAUAGCCUCUGCUAAACCUGUUGAAAGACAAUUUUUUAAUCAGACAUUAUGACAAUCUGAAUGAGCAGCCUUUUUUAAGAUUGAUCCAAUUGUACUGAAGGUUUUUUGACUGAUUCUUUUUUUAAUUUCCUUUUACAAUGAAUUAGUAUCUGGUUUAAAAAAAAAAAAAUGCUGUUCAAUUGAAAGCACAUACUGCUACCUAACAAGUGACUCCACAGUCAUGUGAUAUCUGAUAUGAACCGGGAAAACAGGACUGAGUUUAAGUACAUGUGAUAAGAAAUACUUUUAACACGUCACUUCCAGUAGGUCUCCUUACAAAGGCAGCACAGUCUGCUGAUUGAGAAUACAUGCAAGUUGUUCAUACUAGCAUUAUACUCUUAUCAACUGCCUUGAACAUGCUGUGACCCGUGAGGUGACACUGCAGAACCAGACUUGCCUGUACUCAAUCACCGCCUUAAACCUUUUACAGCUCUCUGCCACAGAUUUACACUCAAGAGGAAGCACAGAAAGGCAGAGGUGUGUUUACCGUCAGAACUACGAGAAAACGUCACAAUUGCUCGUCUCGACUUUCCAUUUCAGUAGAAGUCGUGUGACCACUAAUGGUUUUGACAGGGAGCGCACACCCACCUCUGCCUGGGCACCUGGAGUUUCGGAACCAUCCUUAGUGUUAUUACUUGAAUCUGGAGACGUGUUUGAACAAAACUGAUUUUUUAAAAUCCUUUUUCAUUUUUUAUGGACUUUUGUAAAUGUAUUUUCUCUACGGCUGUCCAGCUUCUGGUAUAUGCUGUCCUGAAUAAAACAUUUUUAAGAGUG
This is a messenger RNA of Solea solea (common sole), 3138 nucleotides long. RefSeq names its product BCL2 associated agonist of cell death b (gene badb). Lineage: Eukaryota; Metazoa; Chordata; Actinopteri; Pleuronectiformes; Soleidae. Gene Ontology annotation, biological process: apoptotic process. The transcript has 4 exons. The record is from RefSeq and is a predicted model, not a curated record. The coding region runs from base 171 to 674 and encodes 167 amino acids.